This is a messenger RNA of Trichechus manatus latirostris (Florida manatee), 519 nucleotides long. RefSeq names its product ferritin, heavy subunit-like. The record is from RefSeq and is a predicted model, not a curated record. Gene Ontology annotation, biological process: intracellular iron ion homeostasis; iron ion transport. The transcript has 4 exons. NCBI's taxonomy places the organism in Eukaryota, Metazoa, Chordata, Mammalia, Sirenia, Trichechidae. Gene Ontology annotation, cellular component: cytoplasm. The coding region runs from base 1 to 519 and encodes 172 amino acids. Gene Ontology annotation, molecular function: ferric iron binding; ferrous iron binding.
AUGGAACCCCAGGUCCAGAGACCCCUCCCUGAAGACUGUCAGAUAGCUAUUAACCAAGUGGCAUCUUAUGAGCUCCAUAUCAGCGAUGCUUAUUCAUCCAUGGCCUGUUACUACAAUGAAGAGAUGGGAAUACCUCCUUUUGCCAAAUUCUUCCGGGAGCAGGCUGAUGUGAAGAGGGAACAUGCAAAGCAGCUCCUAAGAUAUCUAAGAAAACAUGAGGGUAUCGUCUGCCUUCCAGUUAUUAAGAGGCCUGAUAUAGAUAACAGGGGAAGUGGCAUACAAGCCCUAGAGUCUGCUCUGCAGUUGGAGAACAUGUUAAGCAAGGCCCUGCAAAACUUGAAGAUCCUGGUUUGUGAGAAAAGUGAAAUUAAUCUCUCAGGCUUCGUGAGAGAAUUUCUGGAUAAACAGAUGAAGAACAUAGAGUAUCUGGAAUACCAUCUUGUCUAUCAGAAGGAAUUAGAAGAGCUGGUUCAGCAGGAAGCCCUGUUUGUAAAGCCUGCUGCCAAGUCAGAUGAAUAA